AUGUCACAAAACGGUCAAUAUAGUUCUGAAUAUGUAACGGAUUGUCCCUCGUUUUUGAAAACUGAUGAAUCUGAUAGCUCAGAAACAUCAAACAGCUUUGCUUCAGAGACUCCCGGGGCUGAGGUGUCUGGGAAAGAAGCAUGGAGGACCACCAAAACGAAGGCUGCCAACAAGCCGACUGCCCUGAAGGCUGAUACAAAGGUGACUGCCCCAAACAAAAAGGUGACUGCCCCAAAGGCUGCGAAAGAGGCGACUGCCCCAAACAAAAAAGUGACUGCCCCAAAGGCUGCCAAAGAGGCGACUGCCGCGAAGGCUGCCAAAAAGGUGGCUGCCCCAAACAAAAAGGCGACUGCCCCGAAGGCUACCAAAGAGGCGACUGCCCCAAACAAAAAGGUGACUGCCCCAAAGGCUGCGAAAGAGGCGACUGCCCCAAACAAAAAGGUGACUGCCCCAAAGGCUGCCAAAGAGGCGACUGCCGCGAAGGCUACCAAAGAGGCGACUGCCCCAAAGGCUGCCAAAUGGCGUAGUAUUUGUGAGGAAGAAAGGACGAAGUACGACUACUUGACUCAGGACAUCAUGGAUUGUAUCACUAGAUGGCUCGGUGACUGGUCUUCGAAACGCCCGCGUUGCACGCAGUGUUCUAUAUCCUCUGGAAGCUCUAUUUCUGAUGAAUAG
Molecule: messenger RNA, 675 nt
Organism: Penicillium subrubescens
Lineage: Eukaryota; Fungi; Ascomycota; Eurotiomycetes; Eurotiales; Aspergillaceae
Exons: 2
Coding region: 1-675 (224 amino acids)
Source: RefSeq, a predicted model, not a curated record